ACAACUCAUCAGUCGCUCACCACACUUUCCGAUGGAUAGCUAGACCGCUAAAAGUAACGCUUGACGACAGCGAAAAAAACACGGAACACCGCAAAACAAUGUAAAAGAACUUCACUUUUGUGAUUUUUAUUUUAAACGCGCGUCCAAAAGAGGUGCAGUUUUUCCCUUUUCGCGCUAGCCUAACGACCUUCCGAUUUGCGCGGUGUGAGGGUGGCUUUCUUUUUGCCAAUGUAUGCAAAACUCAUCAAGCGUAAAGGUGGUUUGCUAUGCUAAUGUGGCUCAGAUUUAACGCAUAUGACUUGCCUUCAAAGGGAACGUCGCAAAAACAGGUGAAACGGUCACCAGCAGACCGUCGUGAUAUUUGCGGCGUGAGCAAAUUUUUCUAUUAAUUCUAUGCAUAGCUGGCUGUGCUUGUGCUUUUCUUUUUGCUUACGAGUGUGUGUGUGUGUGUGCAGGUGUGUGACUUGUCAUGCAAUCAUGUUGACACUAAUGACCGCGUCGGGUGUACCUGUUGGUGAAAUGUGCUGCUGUUAUCUACCAGUUGAUAUCUAAUGUGCAAUUUUAGACGAAUAAAAAAGCUGAAAGUGAUUUCUAUUAAGCAAAUAUACAUAUAUAUGACAUUUCACUAUUCGUUCGUACAUACGUAAAUAUAUGUACGUAAGGGUGAGUGAGUGUGUGUCAGUUCUUUGUGCGUUUAGCAAGCCACAUAUUGUAUUGUGUCGCCUAUUUGCGAGUGGCAUGCAACGCAGGUCAUUAACGCGUAUCUAAAAGUAUAUGAAAAAAACCAAAAAAAAAAAAAAAUUAUGGUAAACUGUCAGAAUUGUGUAUGCGCGUGACAAGAAGUAGCAAAUAAUAAUGGAUAAUGAGAACGCCAAAAUGAAAUAAAUUUAACAAAUUCACCAUAAAUGCAAACGUACACUAAUGCUCAUACAAAAAGUCAAUAUAUAUGAACCUAUCUACAUAAAAUCGAGAAUCAACAACAAAACUCUAAAUUUCCUAUACAAAAAAGUGUUUUCCAAUGUCUGCUUACGGCUACAAUGCAACUAGCAACAGUUUUACUAUAUAAAUACAUACAUAUGUGUAAACAAACUAUUAAAUGUAUAUGUAAAUUAUUACAUUUAAGUGUAUCAACGACGACAACAACAACAAAAUAAUAAUAAUAAUAAACCCACUAUUACCACGCCGUAUACUAUAGAUAUAUAUAUACAUAAAUAUAUAAUAUAUUGUAGAAGUGAAUUAGCGUUUAUUAUGCAUACAUAUGUACAUGCAUGCAAAUGUGUGGAAGCCUUCAUACAAUCGCUUUGUCAGUUAUUUAGUCAGCUAGACGCUGUGUCAAAAUAUAGGCGAAAAAUAUGACAACCGAAAUGUCAAUUAAUGUCAAGCAGCGGCAUCUGCUGACAAUCGAAAAGCUACGCAAUCGCGUACAUCAAAUGCUGAAAUGUGUAAUAAAUUUGCAUAUUGAAUUUUUGGUUCUUGAAUCGAAUGUUAAUCAAUUAAUCGAUGAUGUGAGAGACUUUAACGAAGAGUUAAUGGAAGUUCAACGUUUGGAUGCGCUCAUUAGCGCGUUGCGAAAUUACAGUGGCCCCACAAUAUGUCAUGAAUGGCCAUAUCCACUAAUUUUCAAGGGCACUAUCGAUGAUGCAGAUGUAGCACAAAUACUCAAUGGCAGGCAGAAGGUGGGCAAGAGUAAAAUUAAUGGUAAUUUAAAUGAGACUAAAGACAAUUGUGAACUAAAGAGCAGAUCAACAGUGAAUAAUACAACGACGCACGAGCUGUGUAGCGAAGCGAUUGAAUUUAGAAAUUAAUUUAGUUAGUAAGGGUAUUCACAAUAAGUUCUUUGAUUUAAAUUUUUUUUGUAAUUAUUUUCUUAAUUGGUCUAGCCAUAAAAUAAUUUAUUUGAUAUAAGCGAAAUAAUUAAAUACAAUUAAAAAAAUUUAAUAAACAUAUUUUAGUAAUUACCACAAAGCAAAACACUUAAAUAUGCUUGCUGUGAAUAGCCCUAAAGUAGUUGUGAGUACGUCAGUUGUAAUUAUAACACUUAAGCCAUUCUCAUAUUUUAUAUGUCUACAUUAUUAGAGAUACAUAUAUGCUAUGUACAUGCAUAUAUAUUGUGUAUGCAAUAUUGUAUAUCAGCAACAGGUAUACAUACAUAUGUAUGUAUGUAAUAAACGUAAUGACAUUUGGUACAGCCUUCUUAUGAGUGUCAUAUCAUAUGUUUAAUUAAAUAAAAGAAUUCUUUAUAUAUGUAUAUAUGCAUGAUUAUAAAAGUAUAUACAUACAUAUUAAAUAUCUUAUGCUUGAGCCAAUAGUUGCAUAUCUACAGACAGUUUACUGCUAAGAAUGUCAAUGGAGUUGUGAUAUACUCGCAGGUAUGUAUGUAUUUGUGCCAUUGUAUUGCAUUACAAUGUAAUGAGAUUAAUUUACUAUUGAAUAAAGACUAUACCAAAAGACAAAUAAUUAUUUUUCUCGAUACACUGGGAAAAUAUGCUUGGUUUUCGUGUUGUUGUUGCCUUAGGGGCCUAGGAUUUUCUUCUUCAUCAAUGGCGUAGACACGGCUUACGCGAUUAUAGUCAAUUCAACAAUGGCGCGCUAUUUGUUCCUACUCUCCGGUAUUUGGCGCCAG
Ceratitis capitata (Mediterranean fruit fly) is the source of this 2623-nucleotide messenger RNA. RefSeq lists its product as uncharacterized. The coding region runs from base 1353 to 1805 and encodes 150 amino acids. The record is from RefSeq and is a predicted model, not a curated record. Lineage: Eukaryota; Metazoa; Arthropoda; Insecta; Diptera; Tephritidae. The transcript is spliced from 2 exons.